This is a messenger RNA of Fusarium oxysporum Fo47, 1620 nucleotides long. Its product is annotated as fungal specific transcription factor domain-containing protein. NCBI's taxonomy places the organism in Eukaryota, Fungi, Ascomycota, Sordariomycetes, Hypocreales, Nectriaceae. Gene Ontology annotation, biological process: DNA-templated transcription; regulation of DNA-templated transcription. Gene Ontology annotation, molecular function: transcription cis-regulatory region binding; zinc ion binding; DNA-binding transcription factor activity, RNA polymerase II-specific. The record is from RefSeq and is a predicted model, not a curated record. Gene Ontology annotation, cellular component: nucleus. The transcript is spliced from 5 exons. Bases 1 to 1620 code for a protein of 539 amino acids.
AUGAAGCAUAGAGUCAGGAAAACGAAGAAAGCCCCUACCAUCUCACCACAGUCGAUUCCAAGUCUGGAGAGUCCAGCGGCAGCAGGGGCCCACAUCUCCGAAACUGAAGAUGAUACAAAUAAUCUACAGCCAUCAGGAUUACUUAACCACCAGGCGCUGGAGGGAAAGUUCUCUCUGGGCAAUAUUCUAAGUGCGGACCAGGAACCUGUGCAGCGACAGAGAAGCCGCAAUGAGUCACUUGAGGAUCCCAUUGAACUUGGGCUGAUCACUCCAUCUCUGGCAAAGUCUCUAUUCGAUAGCCAACUCGAUCCCUAUCUCCAUACCUUUACCUACGUCCGCUCCAAGUCUGCAUUUCUUUUGAGCUCCAUACUAGCCAUGUCAGCAAAGACUUUCAAUCACGUCUUGUAUGCUAAGCUCUAUGAUCACUCACAAGACCUCUUCGCCAACGUCUUCCGCCGAGGGAGCAAAUCCAUCGAAAUCGUGCAAGCAAUUCUCAUCCUCACCUAUUGGAAGGAACCGCAGGACACAAGAGUCUGGACCUCUGUUGGAUACGCGAUCCGUAUAUGUAUGGACCUGGGAUGGCACAAACUUACGCCUUACUCCCCGACUGCUGUUGCGGAGUCUGAAAUGCAAAAACGAGAACGACGGAACGUUGAGAGAACGUGGUAUGUUUUGUUUGUCUACGAUCGAAGCAUUAGCUUGCAGACUGGCAGGCCCUGGAUGAUUGACUGCACUGAGUUUAUCGAAUCAAUAGAAGACUGGUGCAACGGCCCUCUGACCAUUGACAAUGAUCAGCUUCUAGGCGCCUUUACUACGCUAAGAUUGGUCACCUCCGCUUCGUUUCCACUACUUGCUGCCAAGUCACGGCAGCGAUCUAUCUCGCUUAGUGAGACCGCGUCUCUUGUUGGCCUCUUAGAUGGCCGUAUUGAGCGAUGGGAAAGGAAGUGGACUGCAAAGGUCACGGCACAGACUGAACAAUCCUGCCAUGAGUUUCUCAUCCGCUUCUACGGUGCACACCUUCGUCUUCAGCUUCAUACCCUACCACUCCAUGGUAUUCUCGUCUCCGACAAAUCGUAUAUCAACCAUCAUAUUGACACAGUCUGGGUGGCAUAUAGCAGUGCCCUCAACAUGCUGCAGCUAAUUUCACGCUUUUCAGAGCAUGUCUGCUUCGCUCAAGACUCCAUCCAUGUCAUGACAGCUUAUAGUGCUGCAUUUCUCGUCAAGAUCACUCUUGUAUUUUCCGAUUUCAUAUCUGGCCAGCUCGAAUCAACCUGCACAGAGGCUAUUCAGCAAGCUGCACAGGUCUUCUCCAAUCAAUCCGGAUGCAUAAGCUCUAGUUGCACCCUGCAAGCAUCGUUUCUAGAAAGAGUCGCUAUGAAACUUACAGAGAACCAAACGAGACACAAGACACCCCAGGAAGACCAGCUUGACAUAAAUAGAGGGCCCAGUGCAGACUCAGAAGGCAGCUCAUCCUCCCAACGCCCCCUCGAUCUAGCAACCCUAGAUAUAUCAUUUCUAGCUCAGGAAAACCUGGACUUCCCUUUCGAGUGUGAUGAUAUGUGGGCAGAAAUGUUUGGAAUGAACACUCAAGAUGUAUCAUUCUUCCCACAAACAGAUUAA